Messenger RNA from Trichoplax adhaerens, 3669 nucleotides. RefSeq lists its product as uncharacterized. Gene Ontology annotation, molecular function: G protein-coupled receptor activity. The record is from RefSeq and is a predicted model, not a curated record. Gene Ontology annotation, cellular component: membrane. The transcript is spliced from 28 exons. Lineage: Eukaryota; Metazoa; Placozoa; Uniplacotomia; Trichoplacea; Trichoplacidae. Gene Ontology annotation, biological process: adenylate cyclase-activating G protein-coupled receptor signaling pathway; cell surface receptor signaling pathway. Bases 1 to 3669 code for a protein of 1222 amino acids.
AUGGUUUAUAUCCUUUGCAUAACGUUGCGCAUCGCCAUUGCUCAAGAGGAAUGUGCUGAUGGAUGGACGGAAAUUAGUAAUCGAUGCUUUAAAUCCUUUACGAACGUUGAAUCAUUCGAAGAUGCUCGAAUCGCUUGCCAGGCAUUUCCUUGUGGCGAUUUAGCAGCCGAUAAUACCUCUACAAUUCAUGAUAACUUAAAGGGAAUACUACAGCAUAAUAUUCUUUACUGGAUUGGAUUAAAAGAUAUAGUAGGCAAUAAUCAAAUUGAUGAUUAUCGCUGGUUGUCAAAUGGUAAGAGUGUUACCAGUGGCCCAGAUUAUUGGGCAAACAGUUAUCCAAAGCACGAGAAUAAAAGAUGCGUUCAUGCUAGAAGUUUACCAUCAAAUAAGUUUCAAUGGCGUAAUAGUGACUGCAGCGAUACUUAUAGAUACAUCUGUCAAAGGCCUAUUAGCAUAGUGUGUUCUUCUUCCUCAGCAACUCUUAGUACAACCUCAGUAGUCUCUGAUACUUCCUCAGGCGAAAUAAGUCCUUCAGUAGUAAUAUCAACUUCAUCUAAAGACGGCAUCAUUUCAACGGCAACAACCACCACGAUCAAUGAGAUGGGCAAUAGCAUGAUAGCCAACACGACGAGUGAUUCACAGUUGUUAACAUCUAGUAGUAAUUUAGAUUUUGUCUUUAGCUCAACGCAGUCUGAGGGUCUAUUAGAAUCGUCUACCAUCAUUAUGCAUAAUGAUCUGAACCUGGAUUUAUCAUCAUCGCUCAUUACAUCUUCAACUUUAGCUAUUGAUAAUACUGCUAAUAUUAUCUCAACAAAAAGUACAGUCAUAGGCAGUGAAAAGUAUUCCAAUAUAUAUGAUCAAUCUAUAUCGUCUAGUCCAUGGACGCUUGGUAAUUCUCCUAUUUUAGUAAUGAGCACGUUAAGCCAAAUGGAAUUGAUGACAUCAACUCCUAACAAAUCGCAUAUUAGCGCAAGUAUCAUUGAAAAUCCAUCAACUAUAAUAGUAACAGAUCCUAUCUCCAUUGCUAAUGCAAGUGUAUCGGAUACAGAAAAAGCUGCAAAUCAUCAUCUGCAGUCAUCGUCAAAUUUAAUAAUGUAUUCCAUCUCAAGUGUUAUUUCAGUAACUACUACAACUAAUGAUGAAAAAUUGAUGUUUACUUUUAGCAGCCUCAAUGAUGAAUUAUCAUUUAGGUCUACCAGUUCUAGUUUUAAUCUUACUUUAAGUAGGCAAGAAAAUGUAUCAGUGUCGUCACUAAUUAGUCCCAUCUAUCCUGAUUUUAGUCUUACUAUAAGUAGACAAGGAAACCCAUCAACACUAUCAUUAAGCGAUCGCACCAGUUCGGACUUUAGUCUUGUUUCAAGUACGCAAAAAAGUCCAUUAACGUCAUUAUUAAGCAGUUCUACCAUCUCUAGCUUUAGCCCUACUUUAAACAGGCAAGAAAAUCCAUCAACGUCAUCAUUAAGUAAUCAAAAUAGCUCCGGCUUUAGUCUUACUAAAAGUAAGCAUGAAAAUCCAGUAACAUCGUCAUUAAGCGGUCCUACUAGCUCUGGCGUUAGCCCUACUUUAAGUAGGCAAGAAAAUCCAACAACACCAUCAUUAAGCAGUUAUAUCAGCUCUGGCUUUAGUCUUGCUUUAAGUAGGCAAGAAAAUCCAUCAACAUCAUCAUUAAAAGGUCAUACCAGCUCUUGUUUUAGUUUUACUUCAAGUAGGCAAGAAAAUCCAUCAAUAUUGCCUGUAAGCGUGUACAGGAAAACUAGUGAUGCUUACGGAUAUUUUUCCAGCCAUGUAUCUGUAGACUUGCUCAAUCAUUCAGGUAGUCUUUCGUCGCCAGCAAUGCUGCCAUCUGGAUAUUCUAGCGAGUUCCCUGCAGUUACUGCAAGCACUGUAUUCAAUCCGUCUCCUUCAUUGGAUAAUGGAAACUCUGUUGCAUCUGGUUUCAUGACAAAUAAUACGUUAAAGGAGAUACAAGUAGCCAACGAUCAGUUUAUUGCAAAUAUUACAAAAGGUGUUGAUAAGCGUCUUGGUUCUGUUCUCAAGCAAAUCGAUCACUAUGAUGCUGUUUUAGCAAAACAAAUUAAUCAAGCCAAUAUUACUACACGACUAACUUUAUCGACACCAAAUUCAGGUAAGGUAGGAAAAGGGAAUAAAAAUUGCAAUUAUGAGCCGGCUUUUAUAGCUUUGGCUCAGGUCGGUGAUGAAUUAAUUGCUUAUACAAUCUCCGUAUCGGAUACGACUCCAAUCAUCAAUCUAGUGUUAUCACUAUCUAAUGAGUCCGAAGCAGAAGUAAGAAUUCCGAGAUCAAUAUUUCUGUUUUCUAGCCAAGCUGAUACUGUUACUGUGGUAGUAAGAUCGUAUCGUGCUGAAGAGAGUUGGACCAAAAAUAACACUGACGAAACUAGUAGCAGUAUUAUUUCCAAUAUCUUGUCUUGCUCAAUGUAUCCACUCCAAGAUAAAAAUUUUACUUUACCCGUUCAUUUUUAUCUUAAAAUAAGAUAUCGAAAGCUUCAUCCACCCUAUCGAUGUGUAUAUUGGGAGAAUACACAAUGGUCGCAGUAUGGAACAGAUUUGAUAGGUUAUAAUUCUAGCACUGUACAUUGCACAACCAUUCAUUUUACAAGUUUCGCCGUCCUUAUGCAAGGCUCCAAGGCAUUAACUGGACCUCAUGAUACCUACCUUCGCUACAUCACUUAUAUUGGCUACUCUAUUUCACUAUUCGCCCUACUGAUGAUGAUAAUAAUAUUGAUUAGCAGCAGGAAAUUACAUGCAGUAAAGAACUUUAUUCAUCUAAAUUUGGCUAUUGCUAUGGUGAUAUGUAUUAGUGGAUUCUUAGCUGGUAUGAAUGCAGCUAGCCUGCCGCUUAUUUGCACCAUCAUUGCGAUUACGUUACAUUUCUUCUACUUGGCUAGUUUAAUGUGGAUGAUGAUGGAAGCCAUACUACUUUUGCACAAAAUUUCUUCCGUACGCAAAAAUAUGGAUCCGAACCUUCGAUGGGUUUACUUUAUUUUCGGCUGGGCGCCUCCAGCUAUUGUAGUAUCUGUGUCCGCAUCUACUGGGAUUGAUGCCUAUCGUAAUCGAGAUUAUUGCUGGAUUCGAAAUGCUACUACUCAAAUGUGGUUCUUUGUAGGUCCAAUUAUUUUUAUAGUUGCGUGGAACGUGGUGGUAGUAGUCACCGCUAUUAGGUCACUUUUCUCUAUUAAGGCUGUGGUCCGAAAGUCCGAAAUUCAAAAAUUCAAAGUCGGAAUAAAAGCUGUAACUUCCUUGGUCUUUCUCUUUGGUAUAUCAUGGAUAUUUGGUAUCUUGUAUUAUGCUACGAACCAUAUUGUCUUGGCUUACUUGUUUACAAUAUUAAACUGUCCACAGGGAUUGUUGAUCUUUUACUUUCACUGCUUUCAAGAUCGCGAGAUGCAAGAUUACAUGCGGAAGAAGUUCAAACUUGGUUCCAUGAUUUUUCCAACGCGCUCUACUGGCGAUUGUAGCAGAGAUAUUCGACUCGAAAAUACACGUUCCAGUCGUACUGCUAAAAUAUCAGUGCGUCCAAUUUCUCAAGAUAAUGCAUGUUAUGAAUGUAGGGAUAUUGGAAGAUGUUCAUUCAGUCAUAAUAAGACUGCAGCUAUAAGAAAGGAUUCAUCAAACAGAUGCUCGCGGCGCAUUGUCAGUAAUUAUAUUUAA